Marmota monax (woodchuck) is the source of this 2116-nucleotide messenger RNA. RefSeq names its product NXPE family member 4-like. The record is from RefSeq and is a predicted model, not a curated record. Bases 144 to 1778 code for a protein of 544 amino acids. The transcript has 6 exons. Lineage: Eukaryota; Metazoa; Chordata; Mammalia; Rodentia; Sciuridae.
UUUAUGCUUGUGAUUUAUUUUGUUACAGAAAAGAGAUACCUCAGUAACACACUGGGAACUUCAGAAGAAAACCUCCACACCCAGCUCACAGGAGUUCUUAGGGAUGGGAUGGAAGAAGUCUUUACAACUAAAGGGUCCUGAUCAUGAAAACAACUGUGACCAAUCGGAAGUCACUGUGGCUACGGCUGCUUAUAUUAGCCUUCUUGAUCACUUUUACAGUUCUCCAGAAGUCCACAAAGGUAUGGACUGCUCUCAAGUUGCCUAUCUCCCUCCAUCACUGGAACAUGAUCACAGAGUCCUCAAGCCCUGGAACACCUCUGAAUCCAGCAGCUUCACCAACAGAGACUGAGCUAAGAAUAAGUAAGAUCCUGGAGAAACUAGACCAAAUGAUCCCACCCAGACCCUUCACCCAUGUGAACAGCACCACCAGUGCUAAACACAGCACAGUCACCAUCCUCAACCCUAGAGACACAUACUGCAGGGGGGACCAGCUGGAUAUUCUGCUGGAGGCCAGGGACCACCUGGGACACAGGAAGGAAUAUGGAGGGGACUUCCUCAGGGCCAGGAUGUCCUCCCCAGCCCUGAAGGCAGGCGCCUCAGGAAAGGUGACAGACUUCAACAAUGGCACCUACCUUGUCAGCUUCACUCUGUUCUGGGAGGGCCAGGUCUCCCUGUCUCUCCUGCUCAUUCACCCCAGUGAAGGGGUGUCGGCUCUCUGGAGGGCAAGGAACCAAGGCUAUGACAGGGUGAUCUUCACGGGCCAGUUCAUCAAUGGGUCCACACAGGUCGAUACUGAUUGUGCCCUGAUUUUAAACUCAAGCACUGAACUAUGCCAGUACCUGGAUGCUCAAGACCAAGAAGCCUUCUACUGCAUGAGGCCUCAGCAUGUUCCCUGUGCAGCACUCACCCACAUGCAUUCCAAGAACAAGGAAGUUUCCUAUCUUAGCAAACAAGAAAGGACCAUCUUUGUAAGGUCAAAUGUGGGUGUGGAGAUUAUGGAAAACUUCAAUGUGAUUAGUGUCUCCAAAUGCAACAAAGAUCCAGUUCCCGUGAAAGAGAAAUGCAAGCCUAGAAUGACAUCCACAAUCCCCAGUGGGCAUGUCUGGAAAGAAAUAUGGAACCCUGUCUCCUGUGAUUUAGCUCCAAUCAAAAUGAAUGAGUGCCUGAGAGGAAAAUUUAUACACCUAUUGGGAGAUUCCACCAUCCGCCAAUGGAUUGAAUUCUUCAAAGCCAGUAGCAAAACACUCAAGUCAGUGGAUCUGCAUGAGCAUGGAAAACUGCAACACCAACUAGCUGUGGACUUGGAUAGAAAUAUCAACAUCCAGUGGCAAAAACAUGCUUAUCCCUUGAUUGGAUCAUCUAUUUAUUCAGUGAAAGAAAUUGAGUACAUGGCCCGAGUCAUUGACAGAACUGGAGGAGAAAAAAAUACUGUUGUUGUUAUUUCCCUGGGCCAGCAUUUCAGACCCUUUCCCAUUGAUGUUUUCAUCCGAAGGGCCCUCAAUGUGCACAAAGCUGUUCAGCGACUCCUUCUGAGAAGCCCAGACACCAUAGUCAUUAUCAAGACAGAAAACAUCAGGGAGAUGCACAAUGAUGCAGAAAGACUAAGUGACUUUCAUGGUUACAUUCAAAACCUUGUCAUGAUGGACAUUUUCCAGGAUCUCAAUGUGAGCAUCAUUGAUGCCUGGGAUAUCACAAUUGCAUAUGGCACAAAUGAUGUCCACCCACCACAAUAUGUAGUUGGAAAUCAAAUUAAUAUAUUCUUAAACUAUAUUUGCUAGAUAGCACAUAUCUCUGAAAUUCAUUUAUUUAGGGAAAUGAUCUAUUGAGUGCCUGAUAGCAUAUUGGGUGUCAUUUUUGUCUCAGAACUCCAGUUAGCUGAGAAGACAGUCUUCACUGUGGCUGGUAUGGAUCCACCAGUUCAGCCAAGUAAGCUAUUUCUACCAUGGAAUUUCACUUACAAAUAAAACUAAGAGUAGUCAUAAAAAGGUCAUACCCUCCUCAAUCAGAGUUAUGCUGCUCUUCACCAAUGGGAAGCUAAGACACCUAUGGUAAAUGCUCUUCUCUCUGGUACAUGUGAACUAUCAAGUAAUUGUAAAAUAAACACUUGGAGAAAGAA